AUGAAGAGACUCCUCUCUCCCCCACGUUGCCACCUCUCCCCGUGUCCCCCCCUUGUCUCCCCCGCGCUGAAUCCCUGUCUCCCCCGCGCUGAAUCCCCGUGUUUCCCCCACGUUGCCCUCUCUCCCCGUGUGCCCCCCCCCCCCGUAUCUGCCCUCUCCCUCCCCUUGUUCCCCCGUCUCCCCCGCUCUCUCUCUCUCCCAGCGCUGACUCGCUGUGUGUUUCCGCAGACCACGCUGAAGUUGCUGGUGUCGGGGGAGGGCCGGGGCCGGACGGGAGUGUUGAUCUCCAUCCCCCAGUAUCCGCUGUACUCGGCCGCCAUCGCUGACCUGGCCGCCGUGCAGGUCAACUACUACCUGGACGAGGAGCACUGUUGGGCGCUGAGUGUGGACGAGCUGCGCCGGGCCCUGCACCAGGCCCGGGAGCACUGUACUCCCCGGGUGUUGUGUGUCAUCAACCCAGGCAACCCCACAGGCCAGGUGCAGAGUCGGCAGGUGAUAGAAGAUGUGAUCCGAUUUGCUGCAGAGGAGAAGCUUUUCCUGAUGGCGGAUGAGGUGUACCAGGACAAUGUGUACGCAGCUGGCUGCCAGUUCCACUCCUUCAAGAAGGUGCUGUUUGAGAUGGGCCCGGCGUACUCGGAUGUAGUCGAGCUCGCCUCCUUCCACUCAGUCUCCAAGUGCUACAUGGGAGAGUGCGGUUAUCGUGGGGGAUACGUGGAGUAUGUGAACCUGGACCCUGGUGUGAAGGCGGAGCUGGUGAAGCUGGUGUCGGUGCGACUCUGCCCCCCUGUCAGCGGGCAGGCCGUGGUGGGCAUCAUCACUGACCCUCCUCAGCCCCACGAACCCUCCCACCACACCUUCCAGGAGGAGAGGCGGGAGGUGCUGGGUGCGCUGGCGGAGAGGGCUCGGCUGACGGAGGAGAUGUUCCAUGGUGUGCCCGGUAUCCGCUGUAACCCCGUGCAGGGAGCCAUGUACUCGUUCCCCCGCUUCGACAUGCCGCCCAAGGCCAUCGCUGCAGCUCAGGCGGCAGGACAGGCCCCGGACAUGUUCUUCUGCAUGAAGCUGCUGGAGGAGACGGGCAUCUGUGUGGUGCCGGGCAGCGGCUUCGGUCAGCUGGAGGGGACCUAUCACUUCAGAAUGACCAUCCUGCCCCAGACGGAGAAGCUGAAGGUCCUCCUCACUAAACUUAAGUGUUUCUACCGAGACUUUGUUGCCCAGUACUCCUAGUUCCUCAUUCAGGGCUAGCCCAGAGAGCUGGCACCAGCAACAUCGGGUGUCAAUGGGCAUCAAUCAGGGCUGGUUAUCGUUAUCGAUGUCCCCAGUAUGUCAGACAACUGGGCCUUUAUCUUUAUUUUGGCGGGGGCGUGCAUUCAAGAUUAAUGGAGACAGUGAGAGUCAGUGCAAUUUCAAAACUGUAUCAGUGCAAUAGCAGGGGUCAGAGGCUAUGUCUGUCUCUGCCCUCUGACCCAUGUCACCUGGAGCGGCACCCGAGUCCUGGCAGAGUUGUUGAACCCACUUCGCCAACCCUACCCCCCGCCCCGCCUGACCUCCUGAAUCUGCCACCGUGGUGCUGCCAAUAAACGAACAGAUGUUAAGAGAUUA
Messenger RNA from Amblyraja radiata (thorny skate), 1599 nucleotides. Its product is annotated as alanine aminotransferase 2-like. Bases 1 to 1224 code for a protein of 407 amino acids. Gene Ontology annotation, molecular function: transaminase activity; pyridoxal phosphate binding. The record is from RefSeq and is a predicted model, not a curated record. Gene Ontology annotation, biological process: biosynthetic process. The transcript is spliced from 8 exons. NCBI's taxonomy places the organism in Eukaryota, Metazoa, Chordata, Chondrichthyes, Rajiformes, Rajidae.